This is a messenger RNA of Oncorhynchus gorbuscha (pink salmon), 1356 nucleotides long. RefSeq lists its product as uncharacterized. The transcript has 6 exons. NCBI's taxonomy places the organism in Eukaryota, Metazoa, Chordata, Actinopteri, Salmoniformes, Salmonidae. The record is from RefSeq and is a predicted model, not a curated record. Bases 192 to 1049 code for a protein of 285 amino acids.
UUAAAUGCAGGCUGGAUUGGAAACCGGCUGGCUAACGUUAGCCUAUUAAAAUAUGUUUUUAUUGUAGGGCCGUUCUGGUAUUGGCUAGGAUACCAGGCAGUAGUUUUAUUUCAAGACUAUUAUUAGUUGAUUAAAGGUCACGUUCUACAUUAGUAUUCGUAUUUCAGCUGCUCUUCCCUCCCAGGGUAACAAUGUGGCACCUAGCAGACAGAGUUGUUAAUAAUGCUGGGCAUUUUACUCCGGUAGAACAACCAGAGGCAGAAGAUGGUGAUCAGUUCCUCUCGUUUGCCAAGAGGUCCAAGGUUGUGCAGCGUCAGUGUUCAGAGAUGGAGACUGAGCCUAGCCCUCCCCCACAGUCUAGCUCCUUGUCUCAGAGUAGAGACCAUUUCUGGCACAGGAUUCUAUGUCAGCCAAGUGAAGUGUCUCCUGAGCCCACCCCAUCCUACGGCCCAUUUCAGAUGCAGAUGUUUUCAAAUAAACCUGAAGGACUAGUUGGCGUGGACAUGGCAGGAUCACCUCCAGCAGGACAGAGAGUUAAAAAAGGGGGAAGGCUGGGUCUAGGAAAGCUACCUUCUCCAGUGGAACUGAUGGGCCGGAAGAAGAAGGGGAGGACAGGGGGUGCAGCACAGAGCAGCCAGGUGGUGCAACCCAGGGUGGCAGCAGUGCUGCAGCACAUUGGGGACCUCCGCAGGAGACAGAGCUCUAUUGACCAGUUGAAGCAGGGGAGUUGGUGGGGCUCCAAACCCAGGUGUAAGGCAGAAAAGGGCCGUUCCCAGAGGCAAGCAGAGGACAGCAGCAUGACUAUCAGCACCACAGUGGAGAAGCAGGAUGAAGCUACGGACUACCUCAGUCCAACCCUCACUCGUCCUUACACCCAGAAGGAGGGUCUGUUUGGAGGAUUUGAACAAGCAUCCCAUCUUGCUCCUGGAGGAAAUCCGAUGCUGUCAUUUGUCCUGGCAACUGCUGAUAGACAAGCCAAGGGGGGUUGGCAAAGCCCUCGUUUGUCCCACAAUGAAUUUUGGGGUAUUGGGCACACUCCAGAGGAAUAAUUGCAUUUUUGUUACAUUUCUCCAAAGCACUUGUGGAGUUCACAUUGUAUAAGGGCUCGUAGUUUAUAUUGAUCAGAUUCAGAGUUUAAGGGAUAUGUUUUGCAAUGUUACAAUUCAUUUGUUCAGAUUUUACUACUUAAAAAUGAUGUACAACAUUUGGUCAGUUAAUUUUAUACUGGAUAGCCAAGCAAUGAAAAAAAAGUAAAUAAAUACAUAACAUUGCAUUCCAGUGUGACUAGUAUGGUCUUGAACUGGGGAGCCUUAUAUGAAGAAAUGAAUUGGAGAAAAAAAAGGAUUUGACUGGCCU